This is a messenger RNA of Chanos chanos (milkfish), 5697 nucleotides long. It is a transcript of the gene hcfc1a, whose product is annotated as host cell factor C1a. Gene Ontology annotation, cellular component: histone methyltransferase complex. NCBI's taxonomy places the organism in Eukaryota, Metazoa, Chordata, Actinopteri, Gonorynchiformes, Chanidae. Gene Ontology annotation, molecular function: protein binding; transcription coactivator activity. Bases 110 to 5494 code for a protein of 1794 amino acids. The transcript is spliced from 28 exons. The record is from RefSeq and is a predicted model, not a curated record. Gene Ontology annotation, biological process: regulation of DNA-templated transcription; chromatin remodeling.
GCAUGAGAGCGGAUACUUCCAAACAAAUCGAAUGAACUUGGACAACUGUCUCAAAAUAAGAUCAGCUAAACUUCUUAUUGGAUUUUAGAACUCAAACCAAUAAAAGGACAUGUCGUCCCCUGGCUCUCUUGUUACUGGGACCACUGGUUCUGUGCUUCAGCCGCGAUGGAAACGAGUUCUCGGAUGGUCUGGCCCAGUACCUCGGCCAAGGCACGGUCACAGAGCUGUCGCUAUCAAGGAGCUGAUGGUUGUAUUUGGGGGUGGAAAUGAAGGAAUUGUUGACGAAUUACAUGUUUACAACACAGCAACCAAUCAGUGGUUUAUUCCAGCAGUGCGUGGAGAUAUUCCCCCUGGUUGUGCUGCAUAUGGAUUUGUGUGUGACGGCACCCGUCUGUUGGUCUUUGGAGGAAUGGUGGAGUAUGGAAAGUAUAGCAAUGACCUUUAUGAACUACAGGCAAGCCGAUGGGAAUGGAAAAAACUAAAACCCAAAGCUCCUAAGAAUGGACCCCCCCCUUGCCCCCGCUUGGGCCACAGCUUUUCUUUGGUGGGCAACAAGUGCUAUCUCUUCGGAGGGCUGGCCAAUGACAGUGAAGACCCUAAAAACAACAUUCCCAGAUAUCUGAAUGAUCUGUAUACCCUGGAGCUUCGUCCUGGUUCUGGUGUUGUGAGUUGGGAUAUCCCAAUCACAUAUGGGGUGCUACCCCCUCCACGCGAGAGCCACACAGCUGUUAUUUAUACUGAAAAGACGAGUAAGAAAUCUCGUCUGGUCAUAUACGGAGGUAUGAGCGGGUGUCGUCUUGGAGAUCUAUGGACUUUGGACAUCGAUACACUUACCUGGAAUAAGCCUUCAGUGAGCGGCACAGCACCUCUUCCCCGCAGUCUCCACUCAGCCACUACCAUUACCAAUAAGAUGUAUGUGUUUGGAGGAUGGGUUCCCCUGGUGAUGGAUGAUGUGAAGGUGGCAACACAUGAGAAAGAAUGGAAAUGUACCAAUACCCUGGCCUGCCUGAAUUUAGAUUCCAUGUCGUGGGAGACAGUUUUAAUGGACACUCUGGAAGACAACAUACCACGUGCUCGGGCAGGACACUGUUCUGUUGCCAUUAACGCCAGACUGUAUGUCUGGAGUGGUCGUGAUGGUUACCGGAAAGCAUGGAAUAAUCAGGUCUGCUGUAAGGAUCUGUGGUACCUAGAGACAGAGAAGCCUCAUGCUCCUUCGCGAGUGCAGCUGGUGCGAGCUAACACCAAUUCCUUGGAGGUCAGCUGGGGUGCGGUGUCCACCGCAGACACCUACCUGCUGCAGCUUCAGAAAUACGAUAUCCCGUCUGCAUCAGCGGCAACCUCAUCGGCUGUGAACGCAACGCCUUCUGUACCCGCAAACUCGCCCAAGAGUCCAGCACCUGCUGCCGCCGCUCCCUCCACCCAGAGCUUACCACACACUGGCAUCACUCUAGUGCCUCAGGCUGCCUCACCCACAGCCCCUGGCCUUCCAGUCUUACCAAAUGUGCCAGGAAGCCCCACAGCUGCCUCCUCAGCACGUGGUCCAGCCAUUUUGAAAGUUGCAGCCCCUCAGUCCAGCUCUGGAGCUUCAGUUGUCACAGUGCGACAAGCCAACCAAGCUGGGAAAUCCCCUGUCACUGUGACCUCUCUUCCUGCAGGUGUUCGGAUGGUUGUUCCUGCACAAUCCACUCAAGGAACGCCCAUUGGCAGCAGCCCUCAGAUGAGUGGAAUGGCAGCUUUGGCUGCUGCUGCGGCAGCUACUCAGAAGAUCCCUCCUUCCUCUGGGACCACUGUCUUGAAUGUGCCAGCUGGGGCUACCAUUGUCAAAACAGUCGCUGUGUCACCAGGCUCUACUGCACUUCCCACUACCGUCAAAGUAUCGUCUCCUCUUAUGGUGAGUAACCCUGCUACCCGCCUGCUGAAGACUGCUGCGGCCCAGGUGGGCACCUCUACAGUGUCAAGCCCCAACACACCCACUCGACCAAUCAUCACAGUUCACAAAUCUGGCACUGUGACUGUGGCACAACAGGCUCAGGUGGUCACCACUGUGGUGGGUGGAGUCACCAAGACCAUAACCCUCGUCAAGAGUCCUCUGACCAUGGGAGGUGGUGGCACACUGCUCUCCAGCCUUGGCAAGGUGAUGUCUGUAGUGCAGACCAAACCAGUGCAGACUUCAGCUGUUACUGGCCAGGCCUCCACCAGUCCUGUCACUCAGAUUAUACAGACGAAAGGCCCUCUGCCUGCUGGCACCAUUCUAAAACUGGUGACGUCAGCCGAUGGCAAACCCACCACCAUCAUCACGACCACGCAGGCAGGUGGCACAGGAAACAAGCCCACCAUCCUUGGCAUUAGCAGUAUGUCUCCCACUGCCACUACCAAGCCAGGAACCACAACUAUCAUCAAGACCAUCCCCAUGUCUGCAAUCAUGACCCAGCCUGGAGCAACAGGUGUUACUAGCAGUACAGGGAUGAAGUCGCCUAUUACCAUCAUCACUACCAAGGUGAUGACCUCUGGCACAGGCACUCCUGGCAAAAUCAUCACAGCUGUGCCUAAGCUUGGUACAGGACCAGGUCAACAGGGAGUAACUCAGGUGGUUUUGAAGGGUGCACCAGGCCAGCCUGGGACUAUUUUGCGAACUGUACCAAUGGGAGGAGUUCGUCUUGUUUCUCCAGGAACUGUAUCUGCCGUCAAACCAACUGUAACCACAUUGGUUGUUAAGGGCACAACUGGUGUUACAACUCUGGGGACGGUGACAGGCACGGUUUCUACCAGCCUAGCUGGUGGAAGUGUUGCCAGUGCCAAUGCCUCUCUGGCUACACCCAUUACCACCUUGGGCACCAUAGCAACAUUGUCCAGCCAGGUCAUCAGUCCCUCUGCCAUCACUGUGUCAGCAGCCCAGACCAGCUUGACUGCAGCUUCAACGCUUCCCACAUCUGCCAUUACCAUGCAGACUGUAAAUCAGCCUGCCCAGGUUACCCUUAUAACUACACCCAGUGGAGUGGAGGCCCAGCCAGGACAGGACCUACCGGUCUCCAUACUGGCUUCUCCUACGUCAGAGCAACCGAGCUCAACAGACGCUGGUCCAGGUGACACUUCUGGAAAUGUGACAUUGGUGUGCUCCAACCCCCCCUGUGAAACACACGAGACUGGCACCACCAACACUGCUACGACCUCAACAGUCAACAUGAGUGGGGUGCAGCAGGUGUGCUCAAAUCCACCCUGUGAGACACAUGAAACAGGCACCACUAAUACAGCAACCACAGCCUCUUCAAACAUGAGCUCUGGCCAGACGGGCACCGUACAGAGGGUCUGCUCCAAUCCACCCUGUGAGACACAUGAAACAGGCACCACUAAUACAGCCACCACAGCCUCUUCAAACAUGAGCUCUGGCCAGACGGGCACCGUACAGAGGGUCUGCUCCAAUCCACCCUGUGAAACACAUGAAACAGGCACCACCAAUACAGCAACCACAGCCUCUUCAAACAUGAGCUCUGGCCAGACGGGCACCGUACAGAGGGUCUGCUCCAAUCCACCCUGUGAAACACAUGAAACAGGCACCACCAAUACAGCCACCACAGCCUCUUCAAACAUGAGCUCUGGCCAGACGGGCACCGUACAGAGGGUCUGCUCAAAUCCACCCUGUGAAACUCAUGAAACUGGCACCACCAAUACAGCAACCACAGCCUCUUCAAACAUGGCAGGCAGCCAGACUGGCACCGUACAGAGGGUCUGCUCAAACCCUCCCUGUGAGACCCAUGAAACAGGCACCACCAACACAGCUACCACGGCAACCUGCAAUAUGGAGACAGGAGAGGGUGCAGGUCAACAGAGUGGAGAUGCGUCUGAGCCAGGCACCAGCACAGAUGUGCCCUCCACUGCAACUUCUGGAACAAACCCAACAACUACCCAGAGUAGAGCCAUCACCACAGUCACCCAAGCCACACCUGCCCCAGGGCCUGCAGUACCAUCCAUCUCGUCCAUCACUGAGGCGUCCUCAGGUGUGGGUGAGCUGCAGCAGGAUGAGUCUGCUGCCCAGGCCGCAGGCUCUGAAGCUGAGCCCAUGCAGACGGAGUCCCAGGCCGAGAUGGGAGCAAUGCCUAUGGAGCAGGGUGUAGCAGAAGGAGGGGCAGCUCAGGUGCAGCUUCCAACGGCUGAGAUGGAGGGCAUGGAGGCUGCGUCCCAGGACGUGGAGGGACAGGGUUUACCAGCAGAGCUGAUGAUGGAGGGCCAGCCCACAACACUCAUGGUCACUGGUCUGACCCCAGAGGAACUGGCCGUAACUGCCGCAGCAGAGGCAGCCGCUCAGGCGGCAGCCACAGAGGACGCCCAGACCCUGGCCAUCCAGGCAGUCCUACAGGCAGCGCAGCAAGCAGUGAUGAGUUCAGGUGAGGGGGAAGCAGAGGGUGGAGCUGACGGGCACCAGACCCACAGUAUCCCCAUAGUGCUGACCCAGCAGGAGCUGGCAGCUCUGGUCCAGCAUCAGCAGCAGCUGCAGGAGGCCCAGGCAGCACAGCAACAGGGAACAGCCCAGUCCACGUUGCCCACAGAGGGCCUGGCCCCGGCCGACAGCCUCAACGACCCCACGUCCGAGAGCAACGGCCACAACGAAAUGGCCACCGCGGUCUCCAGUGCUGUGGCCGGCCUGCUGUCUCAGACGUCUGCCGAGACCUUGGCUCCAUCCAGCUCAUUAGCACCAGCUGUUGUCGCCAGUCCAGCCAAGAUGCAAGCAGCCACAGCGCUCGCUGAAGUAGCCAAUGGGAUCGAGGCAGGGAAACAAACACCACCAACUGCCACAGUCAAGCCACCUGUGAAAAAAGAAAACCAGUGGUUCGAUGUUGGAAUUGUCAAGGUGACAAACAUGGUAGUAACGCAUUAUUACGUGCCUGGAGAUGACGUCUCUUACGCUGAGGAUGACUCUGGAACAGUCCCCGACUACAGCCAGAUGAAGAGAGUCGAAUUGCAACCAGGCACAGCCUACAAGUUCCGUGUGGCUGGCAUCAACGCCUGUGGACGUGGCAACUUCUCUGAGAUCUCUGCUUUCAAGACCUGUCUGCCAGGCUUCCCCGGGGCACCAUGUGCCAUAAAGAUCAGCAAGAGCCCAGAUGGUGCCCACCUCACUUGGGAACCCCCAUCGGUAACAUCAGGGAAGAUCAUUGAGUAUUCUGUCUACUUGGCCAUACAGAGCAGCCAGACCACAGAGGCCAAAGCCUCUGCCCCGGCACAGCUUGCCUUUAUGCGAGUGUACUGUGGCCCCAGCCCCUCAUGCCUAGUGCAGUCCUCCAGUCUGUCCAAUGCUCACAUAGACUACACCACCAAGCCCGCCAUCAUCUUCCGCAUUGCUGCACGCAAUGAAAAGGGCUACGGCCCAGCCACACAAGUGCGAUGGCUACAAGAGUCGAGUAAAGAUGGCGCCUCUGGAAAGCCUGCCCCAAAAAGAACAGUCUCUUCGCCAGAUGUUAAAGGGACUGGUCCAAAGAGAGCGAGAACGGACCAGUGAAGAGGGGGGAGCAGAUGCACAUACCCUCCCUCCCACGAAGACUGAUCCCUCCACCCUGUGCUCCAUCUCACUUAACUCAUCAACAACUCUUAUGACACACACUCAUUUCAACAGCUUGAGCCCUAAGCAAGAAGUGAACGUGCUGAUUGUUACACACAACCUUUUGGCUUUUUUUUCUUUUCUUUUGAGCAAAAGGAGUGAAA